AUGGCCUCCCUCCAGCAUGUGCGCGAUGUGCUGGCGAAGCUGGUCAGCUUCGAAACUGUGAGCAUUCGCACGAACCUGCCACUGAUCGAGUACGUGCAGGCGUACCUUGCGGAGUGCGGUGUGAAGCAGGUGACAGUGAUGCGGUCGGCGGACGGGAUUCACGCGAAUCUGAUAGCGACGCUGCCGAGCGCUGACGGGCGUGUGGAGGGCGGGCUGAUCCUGAGCGGGCACACGGAUGUGGUGCCAGUGGAUGGGCAGAAGUGGGACAGCGACCCAUUUGUUCUGACGGAGCGUGGGGGCAACCUGUACGGGCGCGGGUCGUGCGACAUGAAGGCAUUCAUCGCUGUGUGCCUGGCGCUUGUGCCGGAGUGGGUGCGGACGCCGCUGCGGAAGCCCUUGCAAAUUGUGCUGACGUACAACGAGGAGACCACGUUCGACGGCGUGCGGCAGCUGAUGCGUGAGCGCGGUCAGGAUCUACAAAAGUGCGAGGGCUGCAUCAUUGGGGAGCCGACAAUGAUGGACCUGGUGAUUGCGCAUAAGGGCAUCAGUUUCAGCUACCUCACCUUCAAGGGCAGGGCUGCGCACUCCUCGCUGCAGACCGCCGGGUACAACUCAAUCGAGCCCGCGAUGCGCGUAUUUCAGAAGUUGUUCGAGAUGCGCGAUCGCUUCGCCAGCGAUGGCCCCUUCGAGGAGGGCUUCCACAUUGGCCACACGACUGUCUGCCCAGCUCUGACGACCGGCGGCAAUGCAGCGAACACGAUCCCUGCCGAAUGCUCGAUAGGCUUCGAGUUCCGCAACGUGCCGUCUCACCCUGCGUCAACAAUCAACAAGGAGAUCUGGGACUUCAUCAGGGCAGAGACGGAGCGCGUGAAGCUGGCGUGCCCAGAGGGCGGUAUGGAGGUGGUGAGGCGCGUCGAAGUCGCGCCCUUUGGCGGCCAAAGCGAUGCGCCGGUGGUGAAGGCGCUUCUUGCCGCCAGCCCCGAGCCACGGGCGGUGACGAAGGUGUCGUUUUGCACCGAGGCGGGUGAGUACCAAGCCGCCGGCAUCAAUUCCGUCGUGUGCGGUCCCGGCAACAUUGAGCAGGCCCACAAAGCAAAUGAGUUUGUGUCGCUGGAUCAGCUGGACAAGGGCCUGUUGGUGAUUCGCCGCGUGGUGCAGCUGAUGUGCGGCGGGAGCGAGGCAAGCCAGCUGUGA
Leishmania braziliensis MHOM/BR/75/M2904 is the source of this 1194-nucleotide messenger RNA. Its product is annotated as acetylornithine deacetylase-like protein. NCBI's taxonomy places the organism in Eukaryota, Euglenozoa, Kinetoplastea, Trypanosomatida, Trypanosomatidae. The coding region runs from base 1 to 1194 and encodes 397 amino acids. The record is from RefSeq and is a predicted model, not a curated record. Gene Ontology annotation, biological process: L-arginine biosynthetic process. Gene Ontology annotation, molecular function: acetylornithine deacetylase activity. The transcript has a single exon.